AUGUCAGCUGCUGAUGAUGAUGGUUUGUAUGUGAUUCAGUAUCUGGUGUAUUUGAUUCAGUAAAUACUGUAUUCAGUUCAAUACCUACUGCAUUCAAUUCAGUACCUGCUGCAUUUGUUUCAGUACCUACUACAUAUGAUUCGGUACCUACUACAUAUGAUUCAGUACCUACUACAUUUGUUUCAGUACCUACUACAUAUGAUUCAGUACCUACUACAUUUGUUUCAGUACCUUCUACAUAUGAUUCGGUACCUACUACAUAUGAUUCGGUACCUACUACAUAUGAUUCAGUACCUACUACAUAUGAUUCGGUACCUACUACAUAUGAUUCAGUACCUACUACAUUUGUUUCGGUACCUACUACAUAUGAUUCGGUACCUACUACAUAUGAUUCAGUACCUACUACAUACGAUUCAGUACCUACUACAUAUGAUUCGGUACCUACUACAUAUGUUUCAGUACCUACUACAUAUGAUUCAGUACCUACUACAUAUGAUUCAGUACCUACUACAUAUGAUUCAGUACCUACUACAUAUGUUUCAGUACCUACUACAUAUGAUUCAGUACCUACUACAUAUGAUUCAGUACCUACUACAUAUGUUUCAGUACCUACUACAUAUGAUUCAGUACCUACUACAUAUGAUUCAGUACCUACUACAUAUGAUUCAGUACCUACUACAUAUGAUUCAGUACCUACUACAUAUGAUUCAGUACCUACUACAUAUGAUUCAGUACCUAAUACAUAUGAUUCAGUACCUACUACAUAUGAUUCAGUACCUACUACAUAUGAUUCAGUACCUACUACAUAUGAUUCAGUACCUACUACAUAUGUUUCAGUACCUAAUACAUAUGAUUCAGUACCUAAUACAUAUGAUUCAGUACCUACUACAUAUGUUUCAGUACCUAAUACAUAUGAUUCAGUACCUACUACAUAUGAUUCAGUACCUACUACAUAUGAUUCAGUACCUAAUACAUAUGUUUCAGUACCUACUACAUAUGAUUCAGUACCUACUACAUAUGAUUCAGUCCCUACUGCUUGGCCGAUACAAUGCGCACUGA
Messenger RNA from Tachysurus vachellii, 1059 nucleotides. RefSeq names its product dynein heavy chain. The record is from RefSeq and is a predicted model, not a curated record. The transcript has 2 exons. NCBI's taxonomy places the organism in Eukaryota, Metazoa, Chordata, Actinopteri, Siluriformes, Bagridae.